UGGGGCCCGGCGCGAGUGUGUGUGAGUGUGAGUGAGUGAGUGUGUGUGUGUGUGUUGUGAGCGCCCGGCAGCGCGUCGGGAGCUGCGGCGCGCUCCCCCGGAGCCCGAGGAGGACCAGCGAGGGCUGGUGGCCAGGGCUGGUGGGGGCGGCGUGUUCGAGUGGCUGGGAGUGUGUGUGCGCGCGCGAGCGGCGGAGAAUCAGGAAGUCACAGCAGCGAAGCGCACACAGACAUGUUUGAUCGCCGUGACAUGACGCGCGCGAGGGAGGAAGCGGCGGCUACGGCGGCGGGGGCCGGGCCGCGGGCUCGGGCGCCGGCCUAGGGCUGCGGCUCGGAGGACUCGCUCCCCGCCGCGCUGCGCGCUGCCUCCCCACGCUCCACCGGCGCUGAGCCCCUUUUGUGUUCCGCGUCCCCCAGUAUCACUCUGCUGGCUGGCAGAGACCGGAGAAGUAGAUGUCCACGCCCACAGACCCUGGUGCCAUGCCCCAUCCAGGGCCCUCACCGGGGCCCGGACCCUCCCCUGGACCAAUUCUUGGACCUAGUCCCGGCCCAGGACCAUCCCCAGGCUCCGUCCACAGCAUGAUGGGGCCAAGUCCUGGACCUCCGAGCGUCUCACAUCCGAUGCCGACAAUGGGGUCUGCGGACUUCCCCCAGGAGGGCAUGCAUCAGAUGCAUAAGCCCAUCGAUGGUAUGCAUGACAAGGGGAUCGUGGAAGAUAUCCACUGUGGCUCCAUGAAGGGCAGCAGUAUGCGACCACCGCACCCGGGAAUGGGCCCUCCCCAGAGUCCCAUGGAUCAGCACAGCCAAGGUUACAUGUCACCGCAUCCAUCUCCACUGGGAGCCCCAGAGCACGUCUCCAGCCCUAUCUCCGGAGGAGGCCCAACCCCGCCCCAGAUGCCACCGAACCAGCCAGGGCCCCUCAUCCAGGGAGAUCCGCAGGCCAUGAGCCAGCCCAAUAGAGGUCCCUCGCCUUUCAGCCCUGUCCAGCUGCAUCAGCUGCGAGCUCAGAUUUUAGCUUACAAAAUGCUGGCCCGGGGCCAGCCCCUCCCCGAAACACUGCAGCUCGCAGUCCAGGGGAAAAGGACGUUGCCCGGCAUGCAGCAGCAGCCCCAGCAGCAGCCCCAACAGCAACCACAGCAGCAGCAACAGCAGCAGCCGCAGCCGCAGCAGCAGCCGCAGCCGCAGCAGCAGCAGCAGCAGCAGCAACAGCAAGCUCAGCUGCCACAAACGCUGAUGGCCUUUGGUGGCCCCGCCAGACCAUCUGGCCCAGGGCAGGAGCUGAGCGGUCCAGGCACCCCACAGAAGCUGCAGGCACUCAGCGGCCGGCCCUCGCCCGCGCCCCCAGCUGCCGCCCAGCCCCCCGCGGCUGCCGUGCCCGGGCCGUCGGUGCAGGCCCCAGCUCCGGGGCAGCCCUCGCCCAUCCUACAGCUGCAGCAGAAGCAGAGCCGCAUCAGCCCCAUCCAGAAGCCGCAAGGCCUGGACCCCGUGGAGAUUCUGCAGGAACGAGAAUACAGACUUCAGGCUCGCAUAGCUCAUAGGAUACAAGAACUGGAAAAUCUGCCUGGCUCUUUGCCACCGGAUUUACGAACCAAAGCGACUGUGGAACUGAAAGCACUUCGGUUACUCAAUUUCCAACGUCAGCUGCGACAGGAGGUGGUGGCCUGCAUGCGCAGGGACACGACCCUCGAGACAGCUCUCAACUCCAAAGCAUACAAGCGGAGCAAGCGCCAGACUCUGAGAGAAGCCCGCAUGACCGAGAAGCUGGAGAAGCAGCAGAAGAUCGAGCAGGAGAGGAAGCGCCGGCAGAAACACCAGGAAUACUUGAACAGCAUUUUGCAACAUGCAAAGGAUUUUAAGGAGUACCACCGCUCUGUGGCGGGGAAGAUCCAGAAGCUUUCCAAAGCAGUGGCAACCUGGCACGCCAACACCGAGAGGGAGCAGAAGAAGGAGACGGAGCGCAUCGAGAAGGAGAGAAUGCGGAGACUGAUGGCUGAAGAUGAAGAGGGCUAUAGGAAGCUGAUCGACCAAAAGAAGGACAGGCGUUUAGCCUACCUUCUGCAGCAGACCGACGAGUACGUGGCCAAUCUCACCAACCUGGUGUGGGAGCACAAGCAAGCCCAAGCAGCCAAAGAGAAGAAGAAGAGGAGGAGGAGGAAGAAGAAGGCCGAGGAGAAUGCAGAGGGAGGCGAGUCCGCGCUGGGACCAGAUGGAGAGCCAAUAGAUGAGAGCAGUCAGAUGAGCGACCUCCCCGUCAAAGUGACGCACACGGAAACCGGCAAGGUCCUGUUUGGACCAGAAGCACCCAAAGCGAGUCAGCUGGACGCCUGGUUGGAGAUGAAUCCUGGUUACGAAGUGGCCCCGAGAUCUGACAGUGAAGAGAGUGAUUCCGAUUACGAGGAGGAGGAUGAGGAGGAAGAGUCCAGUAGGCAGGAAACGGAAGAGAAGAUACUUCUGGAUCCCAACAGCGAGGAAGUCUCUGAGAAGGAUGCCAAGCAGAUCAUUGAGACAGCCAAGCAAGACGUGGAUGAUGAGUACAGUAUGCAGUACAGUGCCAGAGGGUCCCAGUCCUACUACACCGUGGCCCACGCCAUCUCGGAGAGGGUGGAGAAGCAGUCCGCCCUCCUCAUCAACGGGACCCUAAAGCAUUACCAGCUGCAGGGCCUGGAAUGGAUGGUUUCCCUGUAUAAUAACAAUCUGAACGGAAUCUUAGCUGAUGAAAUGGGGCUAGGAAAGACCAUACAGACCAUUGCACUCAUCACGUACCUGAUGGAGCACAAACGACUCAAUGGCCCCUAUCUCAUCAUCGUUCCCCUUUCGACUCUAUCUAACUGGACAUAUGAAUUUGACAAAUGGGCUCCUUCUGUGGUGAAAAUUUCUUACAAGGGCACCCCUGCCAUGCGUCGCUCUCUUGUGCCCCAGCUGCGGAGUGGCAAAUUCAAUGUCCUCCUGACUACUUACGAGUACAUUAUAAAAGACAAGCACAUUCUCGCAAAGAUUCGGUGGAAAUACAUGAUCGUGGACGAAGGCCACCGGAUGAAGAACCACCACUGCAAGCUGACCCAAGUCUUGAAUACCCACUACGUGGCCCCCAGAAGGAUCCUCUUGACCGGCACCCCGCUACAGAAUAAGCUCCCCGAACUCUGGGCUCUCCUCAACUUCCUCCUCCCCACAAUUUUUAAGAGUUGCAGCACAUUCGAACAGUGGUUUAAUGCUCCAUUUGCCAUGACUGGCGAAAGGGUGGACUUGAAUGAAGAAGAAACUAUACUGAUCAUCCGGCGUCUACAUAAGGUGCUGAGGCCGUUUUUACUGAGGAGACUGAAGAAAGAGGUUGAAUCCCAGCUUCCAGAAAAAGUAGAGUAUGUGAUCAAGUGUGACAUGUCGGCUCUGCAGAAGAUUCUGUAUCGUCACAUGCAAGCCAAGGGCAUCCUCCUCACAGACGGCUCUGAGAAAGACAAGAAGGGGAAAGGCGGGGCGAAGACGCUUAUGAACACUAUCAUGCAGCUGAGGAAGAUCUGCAAUCACCCGUACAUGUUCCAGCACAUAGAGGAAUCCUUUGCUGAACACCUGGGCUACUCAAAUGGAGUCAUCAAUGGGGCUGAGCUGUACCGGGCCUCGGGAAAGUUCGAGCUCCUUGAUCGUAUUCUGCCCAAGCUGAGAGCGACCAAUCACCGCGUGCUGCUCUUCUGCCAGAUGACCUCCCUCAUGACCAUCAUGGAGGAUUAUUUUGCUUUUCGCAACUUCCUUUAUCUGCGCCUUGACGGCACCACCAAGUCUGAAGAUCGUGCUGCUUUGCUGAAGAAAUUCAACGAGCCUGGGUCCCAGUAUUUCAUCUUCUUGCUGAGCACACGAGCAGGAGGCCUGGGCUUAAAUCUGCAGGCGGCCGACACGGUGGUCAUUUUCGACAGCGACUGGAACCCACACCAGGACCUGCAGGCACAGGACCGAGCGCACCGCAUCGGCCAGCAGAACGAGGUGCGGGUGCUGCGACUGUGCACCGUGAACAGUGUGGAGGAGAAGAUUCUCGCAGCCGCCAAAUACAAGCUGAACGUGGAUCAGAAGGUGAUCCAGGCGGGCAUGUUUGAUCAGAAGUCGUCGAGCCACGAGCGCAGGGCGUUCCUGCAGGCCAUCCUGGAGCACGAGGAGGAGAACGAGGAAGAAGAUGAAGUUCCAGACGAUGAGACUCUGAACCAGAUGAUUGCCCGGCGGGAGGAAGAAUUCGACCUUUUUAUGCGCAUGGACAUGGACCGGCGGAGGGAGGACGCGAGGAAUCCCAAGCGCAAGCCCCGCUUGAUGGAGGAAGAUGAGCUGCCCUCCUGGAUUAUCAAGGAUGAUGCCGAGGUGGAGAGGCUUACAUGCGAAGAGGAGGAGGAGAAGAUAUUUGGUAGGGGGUCCCGGCAGCGCCGCGACGUGGACUACAGUGACGCCCUCACGGAGAAGCAGUGGCUCAGGGCCAUUGAAGACGGCAAUUUGGAAGAAAUGGAAGAGGAAGUGCGGCUUAAAAAGCGAAAAAGACGAAGAAACGUGGAUAAAGAUCCCGCAAAAGAAGAUGUGGAAAAAGCUAAGAAGAGAAGAGGCCGCCCUCCGGCUGAGAAGCUCUCCCCAAAUCCCCCCAAACUGACGAAGCAGAUGAACGCGAUCAUCGAUACUGUGAUAAACUACAAAGACAGUUCAGGGCGGCAGCUCAGCGAAGUCUUCAUUCAGUUACCUUCCAGGAAAGAAUUACCAGAAUACUAUGAACUGAUUAGGAAGCCAGUGGAUUUCAAAAAAAUAAAGGAGAGAAUCCGCAACCACAAGUACCGGAGCCUGGGCGACCUGGAGAAGGAUGUCAUGCUCCUCUGCCACAACGCUCAGACGUUCAACCUGGAGGGCUCUCAGAUCUACGAAGACUCCAUCGUCUUACAGUCAGUGUUCAAGAGUGCUCGGCAGAAAAUUGCCAAAGAGGAGGAGAGCGAGGAUGAGAGCAAUGAAGAGGAGGAAGAGGAAGAGGAGGAGGAGUCCGAGUCUGAAGCGAAAUCGGUUAAGGUGAAAAUCAAGCUCAAUAAAAAAGAUGAGAAAAGCCGAGACAAAGGAAAAGGGAAGAAAAGGCCAAAUCGAGGAAAAGCCAAGCCUGUCGUGAGCGACUUUGACAGCGACGAGGAGCAGGAUGAGAACGAACAGUCGGAAGCAAGCGGGACUGAUGAUGAAUGAACAGUCUGGACCUUUUUUCCUUGGUAAAACUGACUUCCUUCCUUCCCCUCUCUGCCCAGUGAACCUACUUGUCAUAGUGGCACUGGGCCCUGUCAUCAUCCUCAUCUAUAAACUAGCUUUAGGAUAGUGCCAGACAAACAUAUGAUAUCAUGGUGUAAAAACACACACACACAACAUUUGUAACAUAUUGUGACCAAAUGGGCCUCAAAGAUUCAAAGAUUAAAAACAAACCAAUCUUUUGAUGGAAAAUAUGUGGGUGGAUAGUAUAUUUCUAUGGGUGGGUCUAAUUUGGUAAUAGUUUGAUUGUGCCUGGUUUUAUCACCCGUUCAGAUGAGAAGAUUUUUGUCUUUUGUAGCACUGAUAACCAGGAGAAGCCAUUAAAAGCCACUGGUUAUUUUAUUUUUCAUCAGGCAAUUUUCCAGGUUUUUAUUUGUUCGGUAUUUUUUUUUACACUGUGGUACAUAUAAGCAACUUUAAUAGGUGAUAAAUGUACAGUAGUCACAUUUCACCUGCAUAGACAUUUUUCCAUUUUAUGCUCUAUGAUCUGAAAACGAUGCUUUUUGAAUUGUAUAAGAUUUAUGUCUACUGUAAACAUUGCUUAAAAUUUUUUUUUUUGCUCUUGAUUUCAAAAAAAGUUUUGUUGAAAACGCUAUUGAAUAUUGCAAUCUAUAUAGUGUACUGGAUGGCUUUUUUGGUCAACCUGAUCUCCUAUGUUACCGAUGUGUAUCGUCUCCUUCUCCCUAAAGUGUACUUAAUCUUUGCUUUCUUUGCACAAUGUCUUUGGUUGCAAGUCAUAAGCCUGAGGCAAAUAAAAUUCCAGUAAUUUCAAAA
This is a messenger RNA of Oryctolagus cuniculus (rabbit), 6017 nucleotides long. NCBI's taxonomy places the organism in Eukaryota, Metazoa, Chordata, Mammalia, Lagomorpha, Leporidae. The record is from RefSeq and is a predicted model, not a curated record.